GAGGGAAAUGUGUGAGGAGUGUGUGAACUGGCUAGUGACAGUCAGAUGAAGUUUGGGUCGGAGUUCAUACAAGAAGAAAGAGGGAGAGAGAGAGACUGCCAAUAGACAGAGACCGAGCCUAGAACCUGCAGCUGGCGAGCAGUUUGUGUUAAACUGACAUCAAACACAGACAUCAGAGAGCUCACAGACACAGAGAGAGCUGCACCCACACACUCUGACCGGAGCAGCCUGAGCUUUCCUAAAGGCAGGGGAAGCCUUUAGCAAAGCCCGGAGCACGGUUUAAAGAGCCCGGGUUCCUAAAGGCUAUUCCCCUGAGCUCCAGCAUCUUGCAAGAUCCCACCGGAGCCCCUACACCACCAUCCCCUUCCCUCCCCAGCUCCGUCAGCCACUAUGGAUAUCCUGGAUAACUUUGGAGUAGAGAAACUCUUCGCGGCUUCAAGCCUUGUGGAUUUGGAAGAUUUGAACGAAGCCGAUUUCCUCACCAAUGUGCAUUUCGCCGAGAACCUGGACGAUUUCUCCAACGAGCUGUUCAGCAGCUUUUUCGAUGACCCACUACUGGUCGAGAAGAACCCUUUGCUCGACAUGGAUCUUGACCCAGCCACUCCAGACAUCCAGGCGGAGCACAGUUACUCUCUGAGCGGAGACUCCGCCCCACAAAGCCCAGUCAUGCCAAUCAAGAUGGACGAGUUCGGCAAAGAGGCGGAUUGUGGACUUUGGUCCCUGGCACCGGACCUGACCCAUAUCAUGAUCAAACAGGAGCCAAACCUAUUGCCAGAGCCCUGCCAUGUCUCCCAAGCAACACAGAUAACAGCUCUCUCUGGACAACAUAUGAGCUCUGCUCCACCAUCAAACACCACAGACGAACCGGCCCAGACAGAAUCAAGCCCAAUGCCUCAAGUCAAAGUCGAACCCAAAGAUCUCAAUCAGUUCCUCAGUGUCCACACAGAUGUACAGCUGCCACCAACACCCCCCAGCAGUCACAGCAGCGACAGCGAUGGCUCUCAGAGUCCCCGGUCUCUCACCCCAUCCAGCCCAGCUCGACCACAGGCUCGGACGUCCAGUGCGAUUUCAUCGUCGCCCCUGCUCACAGCGCCUCACAAACUCCAAGGGACGUCAGGCCCUCUCCUAUUGACCGAGGAGGAAAAGCGCACUCUGAUCGCUGAGGGAUACCCAAUCCCCACCAAGCUGCCGCUCACGAAAGCUGAGGAGAAAGCCCUCAAGCGGGUCCGAAGAAAAAUCAAGAACAAGAUUUCUGCACAGGAGAGCCGGAGGAAGAAGAAGGAAUAUGUGGACAGUCUAGAAAAGAAAGUGGAGACUUACACUUCGGAGAAUAACGAGCUCUGGAAAAAGGUGGAGACCCUAGAGAACGUGAAUCGGACCCUGUUACAGCAGCUGCAGAAACUGCAGGCGUUGGUGGCUGGGAAGGUACCUCGCCCCUGUCGGGUGGCAUCAACACAAACAGGAACCUGCCUGAUGGUUGUGGUGGUCUGUUUUGUGCUAGUCUUGGGCUCCUUCAUGCCCUGUCUCCCAGAAUUCUCCACUGGCUCCCAGACAGUCAAAACAGCUCCACUGUCUGCAUCUGAUGUCUACACCACUAGCCAGAUUCGGUCCAGGAGCCUGCUGUUUUAUGACGAGGGGUCAUCCCUGGAGGAUCACUAUUCUGCUUUCUUCCCGGUGGAGAACUCAGAGAAGUGGGAGCUGUCAUCCAGAGACACAAAAGAACAGAAGAGGUCGCACGACAGAUCAAAUGAUUACAUCAGCUGGUCGCAGGAGACAUCCAAAUACCUGAGCAAUGCCCACGUGGAGGUGAUCGGGUCCAAUAAAACUGACCACAGGAAAUUAGUUCAGGAGAAAGCACAUCAUGAGAGAUGGGCAUCGACAGCUGUCAUCGCAGCCAAAUCUUUGUAACUGGACUGGCCUUUAAUUAACCCUUCGGUAGAGAUCCUUUUAUUUUGCAAGCCUAAGUGUUCGAUGUUUUUUUUUGCGUGUGCAUGGGAAUCUGUAUCAGAAUGUCUAUGUAUGGAUGUAUAUGUGUAUGUCUGUGUGUGUAAGUAUGCCUGUGUAUGAAUGUGUGCAUUAGAUUCUCUGUGUUGCUGUUCCUACCACAGUCUGCACUGAUCUGCCCCUGCCCCGUGUCCUUCACUAUUUUCAUUACUCCCACCGCAUUACUUGCUCAUCCCAUUACACUCUUCAAUAUCUUCACUGUGUCCUUUUCCGGUUCUCCCUUUGUGGCUUCUGCGGUUAGCACUGCAUUCCUCAUGAAUCUCACUUCCCUUACUUGGGAAUUCUCAAUGUGCCCCUGACCAUUUUCACUGUUUGCCACCGAUCCUGCAAUCUUUGGUUUGUUUCUCCCUGUUAACAAUGAGUUUCUCGCUAUUCUCACUGCACUCCUCACUAUUCUCAGCCUGCUCCUCAUUGCUAAUACUCGAGUUCCUCACUAUUUUCAAAGUGUUCCACGCUAUUCACAUAAUUGAUGGUUGGGUUUUGGCAUCUGUACGAUGUGAUCUAUAUUUGCACAAAUGAGGGGACCCUUGACACAAGAAUGGAAGCCGUGCAAAUAAGAGUGAACUACCUGAAUCAAAGUUUAAAAAUCACACUGUGCAAUACCACGGAAGCAUCCCGGUUAAACACGCUGUGGUUCUUAUCACUAAAUAAAGGUAAUUUUGAUUUUGUAUGGGGAUAAACUGGGCAUUGUUGUGUGUACAGGGUUGUCACUGUUUUCUUCAGUGUGUAGAAGCAUCUUUUAAUACGUCUACCACAAACCAACUUUCAUGAUGGAGAGUGUGGGAACAAUAUCCAGCUAACAUGUUAUAGCAGCUAUUUAGAAAUAAAAUGCUUCCUGUUGCAUUCAA
Molecule: messenger RNA, 2852 nt
Organism: Rhincodon typus (whale shark)
Lineage: Eukaryota; Metazoa; Chordata; Chondrichthyes; Orectolobiformes; Rhincodontidae
Gene: creb3l1
Product: cAMP responsive element binding protein 3-like 1
Exons: 11
Coding region: 391-1908 (505 amino acids)
Biological process (GO): regulation of transcription by RNA polymerase II
Molecular function (GO): cAMP response element binding; DNA-binding transcription factor activity, RNA polymerase II-specific
Source: RefSeq, a predicted model, not a curated record